This is a messenger RNA of Truncatella angustata, 1266 nucleotides long. RefSeq lists its product as uncharacterized. NCBI's taxonomy places the organism in Eukaryota, Fungi, Ascomycota, Sordariomycetes, Amphisphaeriales, Sporocadaceae. The transcript has 2 exons. The record is from RefSeq and is a predicted model, not a curated record. Bases 1 to 1266 code for a protein of 421 amino acids.
AUGAAUGGUAGGGACAGCCCUCCCUGGUACUGCUUUGAUGGCUUUACCUUUUUUGCCAAAGCUCAGGCUGCCAACAUUGACCAGCUUGUUCUGGAAGCCCUUUCGGCCACAUGUCACAUCGGUUAUUUCAGCCGUGGUCUCAGCGACGAGGAAGAUUACGACCCAAAGCUACUGGCUCUUCUGAACCUCUGUGUUCUCUUCGAUACGGUUAAUUAUUUUAAGCCAUACAUGGCUCACAUCGAUUUCUGGAGGACCGUCAGCGAAAAAUGGGGGCUUCUACCGGACUACAGGAUGACUCGACUUCUCAUUCACAUGUAUUCGGGUGCUAGGGAGACUUUUCUUGCUGACUUCAGUGGCAAUGCAGCACCAGAAGCCUCCAAGAAUAUCGUUUCCGGCCUAAGUGUUGAGUUGGGCAAGAUUGUGGACGAGUGGCGUGCUAUGUAUAAGAAAGACUACGUUCUCCUUCGAAUGAAGGCAUACGAAGAUCCCGAUGACGACCUGGCGCAGAAAUUCGAGCUAGCAAAACGACAGUGGAAAGGAACGCUUAGUGUAUCAACAUGUUUAUUGCUGAUGCAUGCUCUUGAAGCUCACGAAGGAGCUGAUUACUCGAAUGGCAAGCAGCUUGUUUCCCAUAAGUCAGAUACCAACCAUUCUGAUGAGAUCGAUGAGGACUCACCUGCCAGCGACAAGGAAAGCGAAUCUGACCUCGAACAGGAGCAAACCGAUGUGAACAUGGAUAUUGACAAUUACAGCAACAACAACCUGUCCCCAGUUCUACGUGCCUUUAAUUCAAUGCCAACCUCAUCCGUGGAGAUUGAAAAAUCCCAGCGACAUCAUAAAAGUGCUGGCUACGACACCUUGUUGGUAACUCCCACAGUUUCGCCCCUCACGUCACCUAGCCGAGAAGAGUCGCCAGCCUCAAUUACAGCCGACGACGACUACGACACCCUUGAGGACUCUGAGACGAACUUUUCAGCAAUUAUGCAAGAUUCAAACAAACUCCCUGGUACUCUUUCCUCAUCCAGUUGCCCUAACACCUUAUGUGGAGAAGCUAUAACCCGUUCUCCCAAGAAGGUGCACUUCGAGCUCCCAACCCGCCCGGCUCCUCCAGGCACCAAAACCCUCUUUCCCAGUAGCAAGGAUGCCGGCGAGGGGUCUAAUACUGCCGGUGGUGCUGGACAUGUAAGUAAAUGGUUUUCUUUUUAUCCCUCGCCAUCACGAGGAAGUCAGGCUCAGAGUAAUGCAGGCAGCCGCGGACAUUGUUAA